AGCGCAGAGGAAGUAGAGGCCGGAGCAGAGGAAACAUGGCGGGGCGCGCAAAAAGAAAAAACAAAUCUAUUCAGGAUUGCUUUACAGAGAAUGGAAAACUAAAGAAAGCACGCACGAAUGAACUGAAGGACGUGUCUACAUCAACAAUAACGUCUCUACAACGCGACGAAAUGAAAGAACUUUACAGUCUUGAAAUGCCUGAAGAUUUGUAUCACUUUUGGGACUUCUGCAAGGAACUCUGUCCGGACAACCCCCGUGGUGCAUUAACAGACACACUUGGGUUACAGCUGGUUGGUCCCUUUGACGUUCUGGCUGGAGCUCACAAAAAACUAAAGACCAAACCAAACUUAAAUCUUCAUUGUCGAUACUUCUAUGAUCCACCAGAAUUUCAAACUAUAAUUCGAAGUGAUUGCAGCCAGCUUCACUUCGGCUAUUACAGAGAUACUCCAGACUCACUUCCCUCAUUUGUGGGUGAGAAUGAUGCCAAGAAAGGCUGCACUAUAACACAGAUGGGAGAAAAUGUGUUUGCUGCUGUUUAUUUGUAUAUUCAGAGGAAAAAGAAAGAAAAGGGAAGCCAGAAGCCAGAUUUGGAAAGCCUCGAGGAGAAGCUACAAGACAAAGCUGAGAUUCUGGGGUUUUCACUUGAGCAGAAAACCAAAGACAUGAAGCAAAGAGAUAAGAAGGUGGUCACCAAAACAUUCCACGGUGCAGGCAUAGUCGUACCUGUCGAUAAGAAUGACGUCGGAUACAGAGAACUGCCUGAAACAGAUGCUGCGCUCAAGAAGAUCUGCAAAGCCAUCGCUGAAGCCAAAACUGACGAAGAACGAAUUAAAGCGUUUGGGCCUAUACAGGAGAUGAUCACUUUUGUGCAGUUUGCGAAUGACGAGUGCGACUACGGCAUGGGCUACGAACUGGGAAUGGACCUAUUCUGUUACGGAUCCCACUAUUUUCAUAAAAUUAUCAAGCAGCUUCUCCCACUGGCCUACAACUUACUGAAGAGGAGUCUUUUUGGAGAAAUUGUUGAGGCUCAUCUGUCAAACCGCAGUCAGGAACCUGUGGACCAACUGGCAAACUAAAAAAAAAAACGACACAAAAUAAAACCCUACACGUGUUCAUAUCUUUCUCAAUGUACAUUUAUCUGUUUACUGCGUUUGACUCUGUUGACUGGUGCUGUAAUAUGUGCUCUUAAGUUUGGAAACAGUUCAGUGAUGCGUUCAUAGUGUGUGAAAAUAUCAAAUUCUAAUAAAGAUUUUGUUUUAUAUU
Molecule: messenger RNA, 1263 nt
Organism: Periophthalmus magnuspinnatus
Lineage: Eukaryota; Metazoa; Chordata; Actinopteri; Gobiiformes; Gobiidae
Product: histone PARylation factor 1
Exons: 8
Coding region: 36-1076 (346 amino acids)
Biological process (GO): regulation of protein ADP-ribosylation; DNA damage response
Cellular component (GO): nucleus
Molecular function (GO): poly-ADP-D-ribose binding; histone binding
Source: RefSeq, a predicted model, not a curated record